AUGUCAAGUUCAAUAAACAGUGAUCAAAAGGAGGAAGAAUCCCUACACGAAUCUUGGUUGAAUCUUCAACAUGAAGAACUGAUAGAGCUUGAACAAGCUGCAGCUCAGAUUAAAAACGGCGUCAAAGAUGAUCAUAAACUCACACAACUCAUUGAAAAGAUUAUAAACAACUUCCAAGACUACUGUAACAAUCGUAGCCGCCUAGCUAAAAAGGACGUGUCACCAUUCUUUGCACCAAAGUCGUGCACUCCAUUUGAGAACUCAGUCCUAUGGAUCGGUGGCUGCAGACCAUCUUCUUUUAUACGUCUCAUUUACGCUCUCAGCGGUAUGGAAAUUGAGUCUCAUCUCAUUGAGUUCCUUGAGGGAAUCAAAACUGGCGAAUUUCACGGGUUAACGAUAGAACAAAUGACCGUAAUCGACAAGUUGCAGACCAAGACGAUUCAAGAAGAGAGGAAGCUUUGUUCAAAAUUGGCUAGCCUGCAAGAAGACAUAGUGGACCAGCCACUAGCCAGCAAGAUGAUGAAAGAUCAAGAGAAUGCAGAUGAAGAUUUAGAUAAGCAUAGUCACAAUAUGGCAACAGUAAUGGAAGAAGCUGAUAAGUUGAGGAUGAAGACACUGAAGCAAAUUGUGAGCAUACUAAUUACACCGGCUCAGGCGGUGGAAUACUUAGCAGCAGCCAAGAGGAUUAGGCUUUGUUUGAAACAAUGGGGAAAGAAGAGGGAUCACGAGCAUACCAACUAA
Nicotiana tabacum (common tobacco) is the source of this 741-nucleotide messenger RNA. Its product is annotated as protein DOG1-like 3. The record is from RefSeq and is a predicted model, not a curated record. Gene Ontology annotation, biological process: DNA-templated transcription. Lineage: Eukaryota; Viridiplantae; Streptophyta; Magnoliopsida; Solanales; Solanaceae. Gene Ontology annotation, molecular function: sequence-specific DNA binding.